This is a messenger RNA of Pisolithus orientalis, 2301 nucleotides long. RefSeq names its product eukaryotic translation initiation factor eIF2A-domain-containing protein. Gene Ontology annotation, cellular component: cytosolic small ribosomal subunit. The record is from RefSeq and is a predicted model, not a curated record. The transcript has 7 exons. Gene Ontology annotation, biological process: translational initiation. Gene Ontology annotation, molecular function: tRNA binding; mRNA binding; translation initiation factor activity. Bases 54 to 2099 code for a protein of 681 amino acids. Lineage: Eukaryota; Fungi; Basidiomycota; Agaricomycetes; Boletales; Pisolithaceae.
CCCACCCCCCGUUCGCAGCUGAGGCAUUCGCUUGCCUUCUCUGAUAUUACUCGAUGAUGUCCUCUCAGAUCGCUUUCCGCGCCCAAAAGCGUCUCGGCCUCGUCCACGGCUCUCCCGCCUACUCCCCCGUCCACGGAUUCUCGGAUCCAGGCGUGCCAGCUCGCACCUGCCAGUACAGCAACGACGGCAGACUCUUCGCAUACGCCCUCCCAUCUUCCGUCAGGAUCUUCCAGGCCGAAAACGCUAUCCUCUUGCAGGAGCUGAACAUUCCCAAUGUCGUCGAACUCAACUUCUCGCCUCGUGGCACUUACCUCUCUACCUGGGAACGUCCUGUGAAGCUCGAAGACGGCGCCCAACACAAAAACCUUCGUGUCUUCUCCGUCAGCACAGGCGAAGAGCUCAUCGCCUUCUCACAAAAAUCUCAGGAAAACUGGGACAUUCAGUACACCGUAUUCGAGUCACACGCAGUCCGCCUCGUUGCUCAGGAAAUACAGGUGUUCAGACCUGCUGAAUGGAGCAAGGGCAUCAUCGAUAAGCUCAGGGUCGAAAACGCUGCCAUGUUGUCCGUCAGUCCCGGCCUCAACCCCUCUAUCGCCGUAUUCGUCGCAGAGAAAAAGGGCGCACCCGCCAGCGUCAAAAUAUAUGGCCUCCUCGCACUCAGCCCAACACCCACCAGCUCCAAAACCUUCUUCAAAGCAGAUCGCACCCAAAUCAAAUGGAACGAUCUAGGCACCCAAGCGCUGAUCAUCACUCAAACGGAAGUCGACAAUUCCAACAUGAGCUAUUACGGAGAGACUUCGCUCUACCUUCUCAGUGCCGCCGGUAACUUUGAUUGUCGGGUCACGCUGGACAAGGACGGCCCCAUUCAUGACGUCGCAUGGAGUCCAAACAGCAAAGAGUUUGGUGUGGUAUACGGAUACAUGCCCGCCAAAGCCAUGCUCUUCGACUCCCGCGUCCGCACACUCUACGACUUCGGCAGUUCCCCCAUCAACACCAUCUCCUUCAACCCCCAGGGCCGUCUCAUUCUACUCGCUGGAUUCGGCAACCUCGCCGGAAAAACCGACAUCAUCGACCGUCGUUCCCUCACCAAAAUCUGCACCAUCGACGCUCCGAAUACAUCCUACUGCUCAUGGUCUCCCUGCGGUCGAUUCCUUCUCACAGCCGUCUUAUCCCCCCGGUUACGCGUCGACAAUGGAAUCAAGGUCUGGCACUGUUCAGGUCCACUCGUACAUGUCCAACCCAUCGACGAACUGUACCAAGCCGGAUGGAGACCGACACCCGUAGAUCAGGUUCCGGCGUUCCCCCAAACCAUUCCACAAGCGCCGCCACCGUCCGAGAGCGUGUCGAACGUAGGGACCAAUGGGAAACCGGCGAGUGCGAAACCGGCCGGUGCAUAUAGACCUCCUGGAGCCCGCGGACUGGCGACACCGGCAAUAUUCAAGAGAGAGGACGAGGGCGGGACACCGGUGCGUGGGGGUACCGGCAAUGGGAAUGGCACAAAUGGGACACCAACGAGAGGGUAUGGUCGGGGUGCUGGCACACCCCAGGGAGCAAACGGAGUGAAUGGGGGAAGGAGACAUGUCCCGGGCGCGCCUCCGAGGACGCCGUCUACCGGCGACAAUGGUGCCCCCUCUGGCGGUGCUGGUCCUGGCGCGGGUUCGAAUACUGCCGGAGGUGCCGCAGAAACUGCCGGAGAAAAGAAACGCAAGAAAAAGGACGCAAAGAAGGGGAAAACUACUGCUAGUGGUGGCGGUGGGGACGUCUCAUCCGGUGCUGCUACGCCCACCGGCGGCGGGGACACAACAAUAUCUGCCAGACUUUCGAUCGACGUUGCGAACGGCUUGAAUGGGGCGGCGCCCUGUCCGACUGCCCAGCUGACUACCCCCAAAGAGAAUGCAGAUUCGAUGGAUAUGGCGUCGAAGAAAAUAAGAAAUCUGAAUAAGAAGCUCAAAGCCAUCGACGAACUCAAAGAAAAGGCUAAGCGGGGAGACCAUCUCGAAGCGACGCAGUUGAAAAAGAUCGAGGGGGAGGCGGAUAUCAGAAAGGAACUUGCUGCGCUCAUGCUCCUUACUGGCGGCGGUGGGGGUGCUGCUGCUUGAUCGCACUUACACAUUCCUUCAUCAUUCACCUCUAUUCCUCAUUCGGGCUCGUUUCGUUGUACGGUCAUGUCAUCUGUCGCUACCGGAUGCGAUAAUGACAACGAGUGCAUAGGCAAACUACCCACAUCUCUGAUUUACAUGACUUUUUUUGGGUUGGAUGGUAUGUACGUAGAUGGUGUACAGUGAAAUGAGGUUGGGGGCG